Fundulus heteroclitus (mummichog) is the source of this 4294-nucleotide messenger RNA. It is a transcript of the gene unk, whose product is annotated as unk zinc finger. Gene Ontology annotation, molecular function: metal ion binding; mRNA CDS binding. NCBI's taxonomy places the organism in Eukaryota, Metazoa, Chordata, Actinopteri, Cyprinodontiformes, Fundulidae. The transcript has 15 exons. The record is from RefSeq and is a predicted model, not a curated record. Bases 320 to 2764 code for a protein of 814 amino acids. Gene Ontology annotation, biological process: cell morphogenesis involved in neuron differentiation.
GAUAGACAAACCAACUAAAUGCUAAAAUUUAGAAUAAUUUGUAAAAUACAUUUGUUUAAACUGAACCAAUCUAAACGCUAUUGAUAUUUUAUUGUAAGGCACAGCAUAAAUCGCAAAUAUAAUUUGACAUAAACGAAUAUUAUUGAGGUUACGCGUAAACUUCAUGUCCCACAAUUCCGCGUCGCAUCCCUUUUGCUACUACUUCCUCUUGCCUUGCGCAAGCUCACAUCGCAGGAGAAUGCGGAUUUCGAAGCUAAGAAGAAUAGCUAGCCCGUAAGCUAAAAACAAGCUUGUUGUUGUUGGGCUUCAGACUGGUUAAAUGUCUAAAACAAAUCCACAGCCCCCGUCGUCUUCGGCAGCGACGACCGCAACAGGGGGGCCAUCUUCGUCCUCGUCGUCUUCACCCGCGGGGGGCUCGACGUCGCCCGCAACCGUGUUGAACGUACAGCCCGAGAAACCUCAACAUUACACAUAUCUGAAAGAGUUCAGGACUGAGCAGUGUCCCCUGUUUGUACAGCAUAAAUGUACACAGCACCGGCCUUUUUCCUGCUUCCACUGGCACUUCUUAAACCAACGGCGCCGCAGGCCCAUCCGCAGACGGGACGGGACGUUCAACUACAGCCCGGAUGUCUACUGUACCAAAUACGAUGAGGGAACAGGCACCUGCUCCGAAGGAGAUGAAUGUCCCUUCCUGCAUCGAACUGCUGGUGAUACAGAGCGGAGAUACCACCUGCGCUAUUAUAAGACCGGCUCAUGUAUCCACGAAACGGAUGCCAAAGGCCACUGCAGUAAGAAUGGCUCCCACUGUGCCUUUGCUCACGGAUCACAUGACCUGCGCAGCCCCGUUUACGACAUCAGGGAAGUGCAGGUGCUGGACUCCCAAGGAGGCUCAGGGUCAGCAGAAGGAGGUGGGGCAGAUGCACAAUCGGGACAAGCAGCGAGCACAGCUCUUAUAGAGAAGAUCUUGAGCGAAGAGCCGCGCUGGCAAGAUAAUAAUUACGUGCUGUCCCACUACAAGACAGAGCUCUGUAAAAAGCCUCCCCGCCUGUGUCGCCAAGGAUACGCCUGUCCGUACUACCACAACAGCAAAGACAGGCGGCGCAGCCCGCACAAGCACAAAUACAGAGCGUUGCCGUGUCCGGCGGUGAAGCAGGGCGAGGAGUGGGGAGAUCCCAGCAAGUGCGAGGGAGCGGAGGGGUGCCAGUACUGCCACACCAGGACGGAGCAGCAGUUCCACCCAGAGAUUUACAAAUCCACCAAGUGUAAUGACAUGCAGCAGUGCGGCAGCUGUCCCAGGGGACCGUUUUGUGCCUUCGCUCAUGUUGAAAAGCCUUUUGCAGCCGAGGAGCCGUUAUUCCCCGGCCCUGGUUCCCCUCCUCCCCCCAGACUCCCAGAAGCUCUUCACGGCCACGACGCUUCUCCAAGUCCUGGGGGUCAUCACAUGGGCCUCGGCUCUGCCUCAGACCACUUCUCCCCCUCUGCAGUGGCCUGUGCCGCAGAGCAAGGGCUGCUGGGUAGCGUUUUGUCACUGUGCGAGGGCGCCAGCGGAGGAGGAGACCCCCUGUCUCCUUGGGCUGGUGAAAGAGGCUACGGCAGGGCGCCCGGAUUCGAACGGGAAGACCAGGCCAAGCACAGAGGGUUUGCUCUUGAGCAGCGCAGCAGAGAAUUUGCUUCGACGCAGAGCAAACAGGACUUGUUAGUGUUCCUGCCCGUCGGCAGCCCACUGAGUCUCUCCUCCAGCAUCCCCUCCAGCCUAGCCGCCACCCCCCCCAGCCCCGCCGCCCUCGGCCCACCGGGCUCCGGCGUCUCCUCGGGCAUGAACGCCAACGCCCUGCCCUUCUACCCCACCAGCGAGACCGUGGAGUCGGUCGUCGAGUCGGCGCUGGACGACCUGGACCUGAAUGAUUUCGGGGUGUCCGCGCUGGAGAGGAGCUUGGAGAGCAGCUCGGGCCUGCCCAGCGUGGGCGUAAUGCUCGGAGGCAGCCAGAUUCAGAGUUCGGCUCCGGUCAACAUUCCAGGAUCGUUCAGCAGCUCUGCUCCUUUCAGCUCGCCGUCUCCGUCUCCUCCUGUCAGGCCACAAGCGUCGCCUUUCUUCUCUUCUCAUGCGUCACAGCCGAGCCUGUCGGAGAGCCCCUUCCGCGGACCGUCUCAUAGCUCCUUAGGUCUAAACGGUAUGAGCACAAAUAUCUGGGAGCACUUCCCGUCGGGUCAGGGUUCUCCGGGCACGCCCCCCGCCCUGCUGCCCUCCGGCCCCUGUGCCGAGACCGGCAGACUCAAGCAGGAGCUGGAGGACGCUCACAGGGUGCUGAAGCAGUGGGGUCACAGCUGGAGACACACAGCUCAGUCGUGGGCCGCGGUCAAAGCAGACGCGGAGGAGUCGCGCGCGAACGCGGCACGGUUCGCCCUGGAAGCGGAGCGCGCCCGGGAGGCUGAAGAGGAGGCGCAGAGGCAGAUCUCCCUCCUGCAGGAGGCGCUGGAGAGCCUGCGGAGCGGAGAGAACCCCCACCUGGCGCUGCAUCAGCUGCAGCUGCUCCACCGGCUGCCGUUGGAGUCGGUUCUAAGCUUACAGGCUCAGCUCUGUAACUGCCUGCAUGCUGUGGAGCAGGUGGUGUACAGGAAACAGAGACAGUGCUGCGUGACGUGCGGGGAGCAGGGCUCGGCGUCGCUGCCCUGCGGCCACGGACUCCAGUGCGACAGCUGCUCCACGUCCACAGAGUGCCCGCUGUGCCCCGAACAGACCGCGGAGCAGCAGCAGCUCUCCUGACCUCACCGUCCUGUGGGACCGCUACAGUUUCCACGCCAGUCAGUCCUGAUUCCCACGCCCACCAGCCUCGCGUUCUGACCACCAUUUCAAAACGAGAAAAAGACCAAAACCGGCUCAUCGGAACGACACAGGCACCGAGUCAGUCGUGAACUUUUAACCUGAGCCUGUCGGUGAGAAUUAGUCACUGAGGAAGCUCUCGCGUGGUUGGGAUUGGCCGUAAUUAUGUUGCCAGUGUUGCCCAAGGAAAACAGUACAUUCUGCUAGCUGAUGCUCUUGACCAGCAACACUGUACUUCCCCCCCUGCGAUUGACUUGUGAAAAUAACUUAAAUACUUACCCGUAUAUUUUACUCUGACCUUAACUAUUAAGCAUUUACAUAGCUAGUUUUAAAUGAUAUAUUUCCUAAAAGUAUAAUCUCACUUUAGUGGCAAUGUGUCCAUAGAGUGUCAUCCAUCCAUCUGGACAGUUUUGUGAUUAUUUUUCUGGGGAACAAAGAAGUCCACUUCUGUAUUUUUAGCACUUAAAAACUCCACAACAUCUCGUCUAGAAGCUGAGAAGCCCCCAAAGGAGCCGAGGGAAGGAAUCUGUGCUCGUUGAGUCUCAGUCACGGUGUUGUGGUUGUGUUGUCAGUCUGAAAACUGCAUCGAUGGGUGGAUGACACCGUAGAUAAUCAGUAAAAAGAGAAAUCAUAUUUCAGGGAGUAGUAACGUCUUGAAAAAAGGUCACUCUGGAAACACUUAAAGGGCAUAUUUAGUCUCGGUAAACGACGAUUCUUCAUUGCUACGGCCAAAAACAGCUCAUCGCAGUACUGUGCUGUAAGCAGCUGAGUUUCUUUUUUUUUCACUUUUCCCCCCCCCCACAUCCCCUUUCCCUCCCUUAGGCUAACUAUUGAAAUUUCAAACGUUCAUGUAUUAAAAACGUUUGUAAAAAUAAUGCAAUUUGUUUAAACGGAUAAUCAACGGCCUUUAGUUGUGUUUUUUUUUUUUCAGACUCAGGUUUUCCUCUAAUAUUCCUCUGCAGAAACUAUAGGAGGAUAUAACAAACGAGGCCGCCAGACUCAGCUUGGACCCUCUUUCUGAUUUUAUUUUAUUUGUACACCCCCCUUUAUAUUAGCAACCAAUCAAGCUCAGAGCACAAAAAAAAAAGGCUUUUAGCUCAUUUUAAAUCAAUACGUGACAGCUUUCUCUGCCAAAUUUCUACAUUUGUAGUAAUCUUUGACAUUUCAGUCUCAAUGGUGUAUAAUAUAUAUUUCACAUAUAUAUAUUAUAUCUAAAUGUAUACACAUAGAAAAGUGAUGUUCUGUCUUUCUCUCGCACUGAUUUGACGAACCACCGGGAAGCAUCGAUGUUUUAAAUGCAGGUGUGAAAGUGUUUUGGAUCACUGUGAUGGUCUUGUUCAGUAUGUUGUCCUCACACACGACUCAUGCAACCCCAGCGUUUCUCUCUGAGUGCAUUCUCUCUCUAUCUCUCUCUCUCUCUUUUUUUGUUUUUUGGUACUGAUCAUUAAAACAAAUUGUAUAUUUUUGGAGGAA